AUGUCAAAGGAAGCGCAGCUCUCGAUCGCUGAGCGCGACUUCAUUCUUGAGGCCCUCCGUCAGGAUGUGCGCCUGGAUGGCCGUAAGCCUGAUGAAUACCGCCCACUAAACAUCACCUUUGGUGAAGAAUACGGACAUGUGAAUCUGCAGCUUGGCAAGACACACAUCAUUGUCCGCAUCUCCGCAGAGGUCACCAAGCCCCGUGACGACCGACCUUUCGAUGGUUUAUUCAAUAUCAACAUGGAGCUAACCAACAUGGGCUCACCUGCUUGGGACAAUGGACGAUCCAAUGACCUCGAAGCAGCCGUUACCCACACCCUUGACCGUGUCAUUCGUCACUCCAAUGCUCUGGAUACCGAAUCUCUCUGCAUUCUGAAGGGUGUCAGCUGCUGGAGCAUUCGCGCUGAUGUGCAUGUGCUUGACUACGAUGGAAAUCUUACGGAUGCCGCCUGCAUUGCGACCAUGGCUGGACUUCAACACUUCCGCCGGCCGGAUGCUGUGGUUAGAGACGGGAAGGUCAUUGUCUAUGGCGUGGAGCAGCGGGUUCCCGUCGCACUCAACAUUACCCACAAGCCUCUAUCAGUUACCUUCCACACAUACAACGACAGCAAGCACGUCAUUGUCGAUGCCACGCUCAAGGAGGAGCAGGCCGCCGAGGGCGAUCUCGUCAUCGGCAUCAACAACGCCGGUGACCUCUGUUAUGCCUCCAAGAUUGCCGGUGCCCCGGUGGAUGCUAUGGUCAUUGUAACUAAGACGAGUAUCGCGUGGGAGAAGGUCAAGGUGCUCAAUGCUGCCAUUGACAAGGUCCUACAGGCUGAUCUGGCUAAGCGCGCAAAGGUUGGCAUGGCUGAUGAAUCUCGUGCAGAGAAUGAUCGGGAGGUCCAACCUGAAUGA
Penicillium olsonii is the source of this 894-nucleotide messenger RNA. The record is from the annotation of a GenBank genome assembly. NCBI's taxonomy places the organism in Eukaryota, Fungi, Ascomycota, Eurotiomycetes, Eurotiales, Aspergillaceae.